Molecule: messenger RNA, 1467 nt
Organism: Purpureocillium takamizusanense
Lineage: Eukaryota; Fungi; Ascomycota; Sordariomycetes; Hypocreales; Ophiocordycipitaceae
Gene: VMA6
Product: H(+)-transporting V0 sector ATPase subunit d
Exons: 4
Coding region: 122-1216 (364 amino acids)
Biological process (GO): vacuolar transport; vacuolar acidification; proton transmembrane transport
Cellular component (GO): fungal-type vacuole membrane; vacuolar proton-transporting V-type ATPase complex; proton-transporting V-type ATPase, V0 domain
Molecular function (GO): proton-transporting ATPase activity, rotational mechanism
Source: RefSeq, a predicted model, not a curated record
CGACCUCAUUCCCUCCUGCUCGCUCGCAUCCGCUAUCCAUCGUCGACGCACGCAAUACUGGUUCCGCCUCUUGGCUUCUCCUUUUCUGUCCCCGAAUAGCCACACCCGCACGGCUAGCAAUAUGGAGGGACUCUUCUUCAACGUGAACAACGGUUACGUUGAAGGCAUCGUUCGUGGCUACCGGAACAGCCUUCUGACAAGCCCGGCGUACAACAAUUUGACCCAAUGUGAGACGAUUGACGAUCUCAAGCUCCAGCUCGGUCCUGCGUACGGCGACUUCCUCGCCUCGCUGCCCCCGAACCCAUCCACGUCAAGCCUCGCCUCCAAGACUACCGACAAACUCAUCUCCGAGUUUCGAUAUGUCCGUGCCAACGCUGUCGGCUCGCUCGCGACGUUCAUGGACUACGUCACCUACGGCUACAUGAUUGACAAUGUUGCCCUGCUCAUCACAGGCACUCUACACGAACGUGAUACCCGCGAACUGCUCGAGAGAUGCCACCCCCUCGGCUGGUUCGAGACCAUGCCUGUGCUCUGUGUCGCCACCAACAUCGAAGAGCUUUACAACAGCGUACUCAUCGAGACGCCCUUGGCGCCCUACUUCAAGGGCAGCCUGAGCCAUCAAGACCUGGACGAGCUCAACAUUGAGAUUGUGCGCAACACUCUCUACAAGAACUACCUGGAGGACUUUUACAACUUUGUCAACACUCACCCUGACAUGGCCGGCUCACCCACUUCUGAAGUAAUGUCUGAGAUUCUCGAAUUUGAGGCUGACCGACGAGCCAUCAACAUCACCCUUAACUCCUUUGGCACCGAGCUGAGCAAGGCAGACCGUAAGAAGCUGUACCCCAACUUCGGCAAGCUCUACCCCGAGGGAACCCUGAUGCUCUCGCGCGCAGAGGAUCCGGAGGGUGUUCGUCUGGCCGUUGAUGGUGUCCAUGACUACAAAACAUUCUUUGAUGCCGCCUCGCUCGGCGGCUCCUCCGGCCCGGGCAACAUGGGCGGCGGUUCCUCCGACGGCAAGACCCUUGAGGACAUGUUCUACCAGAAAGAGAUGGAGAUUUCCAAGAGUGCCUUCACGCGACAGUUCACUUAUGCCAUCGUGUAUGCGUGGGUAAAGCUGAGAGAACAGGAGAUUCGCAACAUCACCUGGAUCGCCGAGUGCAUAGCCCAGAACCAGAAGGACCGCAUUGGCAAUUUCAUCAGCGUCUUCUCAUGAGCUCGUUUGGUCCACAUCGAAUUCUCAGCAUGCGUGUAGUAUAGCACACCCUCAGGCCGUGAAGAUUCCUCGCGGUGGGGUUUUAUGUAUUUGGCGUAAAUGGGGCGAGGGCACAGAAGAGUGUCGUGUACGUGUUCGCUCGUCCUCGAAUGGCUUGAUGGUAUUGUACAUACAGAACAGAGUAUUUUACAGCGCUACUAUAGCUCGAUUUGGCCCUUCCACGUGGCAGGUGUCAACCCCAGCUUCUCCAG